This is a messenger RNA of Aspergillus welwitschiae, 915 nucleotides long. RefSeq lists its product as uncharacterized. The coding region runs from base 1 to 915 and encodes 304 amino acids. The transcript is spliced from 5 exons. The record is from RefSeq and is a predicted model, not a curated record. Lineage: Eukaryota; Fungi; Ascomycota; Eurotiomycetes; Eurotiales; Aspergillaceae.
AUGAUGCCCCUGUCGAAAGGAAUGUACUAUUUCGUCGACAACAUCGUUGAAGUGACUGCCGAUAUGAUGAAUGCUGCAUUUCAGUCGGUCGAUAUCCUUGAAUACUAUGGCUUGCCAGAUGGAGAGAACGAAUAUAUACCCAUCGAUCGGCGUGGUCAUGGUGCGAUCGCCUGGUGCUGCAGAACGUGCUAUGCUGGUAUCUUUAUGCUUCGGUUAUACGAUAGGGUUGGCUUGAUUGAGCAUCCCUCCCUGAAGCACUCAGUACUCUCGAGUCACGAACUAUUGCAACGAUUCGGUCAGUUUAGGCGAAUGGUCACCAUACAUAUUGGUCUCAGACGAACACUGCAUUCGAAAGUUUGCUUAACACGAGCUGCGGAAACUGAGGAUUUACUCUUCUGUGCAUCUGAAACUCUACGGUCUACGGAGGUCAAAAGCCUUACCAGGGACAAGACACAAUGCAUCUUAUUAACCAAGAGAUGCACAGUGAGCUCAGCCUAUGUUGCCGCCAUCUACGCCACUCAGUCACUUCAGUCAAAUCGUGAAACACAUGGGCAAACUUCCUAUACAACUACACCCACGAACUUUCCAAUUGUGCAGUGCGAUAGGCUACCCGACAGCAUAACAUUCAAUCGAUACCAAGGCGAAGGGACCAUGGAGCUCUAUCUCCGGACUCAACGUCCAGAGCCAUCAAAGCCAAAUAUGGGUAUCCGAGACUGCAGAGACCAUCAGCAUGUGCCGAAAGGUUCCUGGCUGCGGCCAGGGAAGAAAACUCAUUCUUUGAAGAGCUCAUUAUCUGGUUCUGGUUCCAGGGCAGAAGAGUACUAUGAAAUCGGGUUCAGCUUACGCGCGUCAGUCUGUACCCACUGUCAUGUUGCGGGUAUGAAUGUGCAAGGCAGUGUACGAUCUAGCGGGUGA